AUGUCUACUCUUCGCUACCUGCUUGUGCUUGACUUCGAGGCGACCUGUGACAACACAAAUCGUAUAGUGCCUAGGCAGGAGAUGGAAGUGAUCGAGUUCCCGACCAUCUUGUACGAUAUCGAGCAAGACAAGGUGGAAGCCGUCUUCCACGAAUACGUCCGGCCCACUCUCCAUCCCACUUUGACCCCGUUCUGCACUGACCUCACUGGUAUACAGCAGGCCACGGUCGAUUCUGCGGCACCCUUUCCAGACGUAUGGGAACGCUACCAAGAGUUUCUUCGGACGCACGGCGUCGUCGACUCGCCGUCUUCUGCCAUAUACCUGACUUGCGGCGACUGGGACCUCAAGACGAUGCUCCCAAUGCAGCUCCGUUUGAGCAAGCUGCUCGAGUCCUCGUCAACUCCCUCCGGCACCCUCGUCGCACCUUACGACCGAUGGAUCAACAUCAAAAACUCAUAUCGACGGUUUCACGACCUGAAGUACCCCAAGGGCAUGGCGAGCAUGCUCACCCAUGCGAAGAUGGAGCUGGAGGGCCGACACCACUCGGGCAUCGACGAUUGCAAAAACAUCUUGCGACUCGUACAGAGGAUGCGGCAGGAUGGGUGGAAGCCCGAGGACGACCUGCUGCCUCAGGGAAAGUCCCAAUAG
Molecule: messenger RNA, 648 nt
Organism: Trametes versicolor FP-101664 SS1
Lineage: Eukaryota; Fungi; Basidiomycota; Agaricomycetes; Polyporales; Polyporaceae
Product: exonuclease RNase T and DNA polymerase III
Exons: 2
Coding region: 1-648 (215 amino acids)
Biological process (GO): exonucleolytic trimming to generate mature 3'-end of 5.8S rRNA from tricistronic rRNA transcript (SSU-rRNA, 5.8S rRNA, LSU-rRNA)
Molecular function (GO): nucleic acid binding; 3'-5'-RNA exonuclease activity
Source: RefSeq, a predicted model, not a curated record